AUGAGUGUGAGACUGAACCUAUGCCUGGGUGUGCCACUGAAGGAAGAUGAGUCUCUUAUCACCCUAUAUCCGUGUAACCAAACAAGUGAGCUCCAGUGGUGGGAAUGCAGAAAUGAAAGCCUCCUUGCAAUUCAAGGAGAUUUGUUUUUCAGUCCUGGCAAUGGAGAACAUGAUAAUGUUAUAUUAAAGAAAGGCCUUAGUCCAAAGAAUAACUGGAAGAUGUAUGGGGCCAUGGAUGUUUUAUGUUCCCAGAGAUAUGAAGAUAAAGAUACAACCUGGAUUACAGAUCUGUCAACAAAUGUCCGCUACCAAAUAAACUCUGAAUCUGCUCUCACUUGGCACCAAGCAAGGAAGAGCUGUCAACAACAAAAUGCAGAAUUAUUGAGUAUCACAGAUGUUCAUGAACAAACGUACCUUAAAGAAUUAACAGAAAGUACAGAUUCUAUGCUAUGGAUUGGGCUCAGUAGACUGGACUUGAAGAGUGGCUGGGAGUGGAUUGGAGGCAGCCCCUUCCAGUAUUUAAACUGGGCUCCAGGAAGUCCCUCUCCAGAAUCUGGAAAACUCUGUGUGGUUUUGAAUCCUGAAACAAAAGCUAAAUGGCAAAAUUGGGAAUGUGAUCAGAAACUUGGCUACAUUUGUAAAAAAAGAAAUGUUACCUUGGUACCCUCAGGUGAUACUGGGUUUAUUACUUGCCCAGAUGGAUGGGUACCGUAUGUAGAUCACUGUUACAAGAUCUUCAGGGAGACCAAAGAACGGCAAGUAGCUUUGACCUCCUGUCAAAAGGAAGGGAGUCACCUGGCCAGCAUCCGAAGCCUUGAAGAGCACAGCUUUAUAGUGUCUGGGCUUGGGUACAAGCCGACAGACAAGCUCUGGAUUGGGCUGAAUGACCAUAAGGUUCAAAUGUAUUUUGAAUGGAGUGAUGGUACACCAGUGACAUACACAAAAUGGCACCUGGGAGAGCCAUCCAGCACCAGAAACAGACCAGAAGAUUGUGUACUGAUCAAGGGCCAGGAUGGCUACUGGGCAGACUACGUCUGUGAGAAGAAAGCUGGUUACAUUUGUAAAAGAAAACCUGCAUCACAAAUAGCUGGAGAAAAGGAAAGUACUGAUGCAGGUUGCAAAAAAGGCUGGAGACGAUAUGGGACCUACUGUUAUUUUAUUGGACAUGCACCAGCAACAUUUUCAGAAGCAAACAGCACUUGUGAAGGAGAAAAAGGUUACUUAGCCACAGUUGAAAGUAGGUAUGAACAAGCCUAUUUGACUAGCCUUGUCGGGCUGAGGCCUGAGAAAUAUUUCUGGCUCGGUCUCUCUGACAUGGAGGACCAAGGCACCUUCAAGUGGACCAACGGUGACGAUGUCUCCUUUGCACACUGGGAUGCAGGAAUGCCUGGUUUGUGGAACGAUGUAAACUGUGGUUCCUCCAAUAAAUUUGUAUGUGAAAAGCAUAAUAGCUCUAUUAAUUCAACGUUUGCUUCUCCAUUGCCUCCUGGAGGAUGUCCAGAAAGCUGGCUUCUCUUUAACAACACGUGUUUCAAAAUUUUUGCUUCCAAUAUAACAAGAAAACUUGUGUGGCAUGAUGCACGAGAUGUUUGUAUUAAUCUGGGAGGAAACCUGGCUACAGUACCAAAUGAGCAAGUGCAAGAUGGGAGCACUGUUUCCUAUACCAAUUGGGUUAGCGGUGCACCAGAAAAGGCACAAGCCUACUUCAACUAUUAUGACUUUGACUGGUUGACAGACAACACUGUAGAGACUGAUUGUGUUUUCAUCAUACAGUCGGAUGGGAAAUGGCGAGAUGAUAGCUGUGAAAAUGAGAGAGGUUAUAUAUGCCAAAUGAAUUCACUUACCACGCAGUUUGAAGUACCAGCAACAAAUCCAUCCUCUGACUUUGCUCGUUAUGGUGACAGUAGCUAUUUAAUCAUCUCGUCUGAAAUGCAAUGGGAAGAGGCUAGAAAAAACUGUCAAGACAAACAUGCAGAACUUGCCAGCAUUUCAGAUGCCUACAUCCAUUCCUUCCUGUGGAUUCAGAUGUUGAAAUAUGGAAAGCCUGUAUGGAUUGGUCUUAACAGCAACAUGACUGGGAGCUAUUACAAAUGGAUUGAUAACUGGAAAACCAAAUUCACUAAGUGGGCAGUGGGGGAGCCAAAGGAGAAAAAUGCUUGUGUCUAUUUAGACCUUCAUGGUACCUGGAGAACAGCAUCCUGCAAUGAAAGCUACUUCUCAGUUUGCAAGAUAUCAGAUGUUGUAGCUCCUACUGACCCUGCUCAGCUGCCUGGAGACUGCCCUGAAUCAGCAGGCCUGCAAGCUUGGAUCCCUUACCAUGGCCACUGCUACUACAUCGAAGCGUCAGCUGCAACAAGCUGGGCCCUGGCUUCCCUUGAGUGCACUCGGUUCGGUGCUACCUUGGUUUCAGUAGAAAACGUGGAUGAAUCUGACUUUCUGAUUCAUAUGAUACAACCACUUGCAAACAAAGUGGGAGGCUUCUGGAUAGGACUUUACAGAAAUGUGGAUGACCAGUGGUUGUGGCUAGACAAUGCUGCAGUGGACUUUGUUAACUGGGAGGAGAAAGAGUCCAGUGUGGAGCACAACUGUGUGGAAAUGACUGCACCACUUGGUUACUGGGAUAACACUGAUUGCUCUUCUGAAAAAGGAUUUAUCUGCAAAAAAACCAAAGAAACCUUUACAUUAAGAGGAAAUGCCAAUGGACAGCCUUGCGUAUUCCCUUUCCAAUAUGAAGGCAAACAAUACAACGAGUGCACAGAUGCUGGUAGGUCAGAUGGCUGGCUGUGGUGUGCAACAACUGAAGACUUUGAUGCUGAUAAACUGUAUGGAUUUUGCCCACUAAUAAAUGACACAGAAAGAUUUUGGACAGAAGAUGUUUCAACUGGCAUUCACUAUCAGAUAAAUUCAGAAUCGGCUCUAACAUGGCACCAAGCAAGGAAAAGCUGUCAGCAGCAAAAUGCAGAACUAUUAAGCAUCACAGAGACACAUGAGCAAGCAUAUAUAGGAGAGCUAACUAAAAAAUUCAGUUUUGCAUUCUGGAUUGGAUUGAACACUUUGAAUUUCAACAGUGGAUGGCAAUGGGCUGGGGGCAGUCCUUUCAGAUAUUUAAACUGGGCUCCAGGAAAUCCUUUCUCAACCCCUGGGGAAAUCUGUGGGGUGAUGAAUCCCAGACAGAACGCUAAAUGGGAAAACCAAGCAUGUAACCAGAGACUUGGCUACAUUUGUAAAAAGAGAAACUUCAGUUCAAAACCUGACAGUAUACCCAAGGAGGAACUGAGACCUAUUAAAUGCACAGAUGGUUGGUGGCCUUAUGCAGGCUACUGUUACAGCAUUCAGAGAGAACCCAAAACAUUGAAGGAUGCUCUGACUUCAUGUAAGAGGCAAGAUGGAGAUUUGGCAAGUGUCCACAACAUCGCUGAGUAUAGCUUUCUAGUGUCACAGCUUGAUAACAAGCCAACAGAAGAGCUAUGGCUGGGUCUGAAUGACCUGAAGGCUCACUUCUAUUUUGAGUGGAGCGAUGGGACUCCUGUGACAUUCACCAGAUGGCAGCGCAGACAUCCCACCUACAUGCGUGGUCUAGAGGACUGUGUUGUUAUGAAGGGGCAGGAUGGAUACUGGGCAACUGAUAUUUGUGAUAAGCAACUUGGUUACAUCUGUAAAAAGAAGCCUUCGUCACAAUCUCUUGAAAAAGAGAUGAUCACAGACCCAGGCUGCCAAAAAGGUUGGAAAAUAUAUGGUUCUCACUGUUAUUUGGUGGGUUCUGCCCUUGUAACGUUCUCAGAUGCAAAUAAGACAUGUGAACAAAGUAAAGCUUAUCUAGCCACGGUGGAAACCAGAAAUGAGCAAGCCUUUCUGAUUAGCCUGACUGGGCUGAGGUCUGAAAAAUAUUUCUGGAUCGGUCUCUCUGACACAGAAGAACAAGGGACUUUCAGGCGGACCAGUGGUGAAGCUCCUCUCUUCACACACUGGAACUCAGCAAUGCCAGGAAAAGAACAAGGCUGUGUUGCCAUGGGAACUGGAACGAAUGCUGGAUUAUGGGAUGUCAUUAGCUGCCAGGAGACAGCAAAUUUUCUUUGCAAGCAGUGGGCAGCAGGAGUUCCACCCCCUGCUCCUCCUGCGCAGGUCCCUGCAGCUGCCUGCGCCGAGGGCUGGGACGGAGCCUCCCAGGGAGACUCGUGCUACAAGUUUCUUGUGAGGGAGGGAAACCUAAAGAAGUCUUGGUUUGAAGCUGAAGAAUUCUGUAGAGAAAUAGGAGGAAAUCUGGUCACUAUCAAUUCAAGAGAAGAUCAGAUUUUAAUAUGGCGGUUAGCAUUGGAUAAAGGAGUGCACAUGCAGGGGUUCUGGAUGGGUUUGUUUCUCUUAAAUCCUGCUGAGGGAUUUGCCUGGAUUGAUGGCUCUCCUGUAAUUUAUGAGAACUGGGAUAAAGAUGAACCCAACAACCAUGAAGAAAUUGAACAUUGUGUUAUGUUUAAUAGAUCACCCCAAAUGCGCUGGAAUGACUUGCACUGUGAACACUUACUUAAUUGGAUUUGUGAAACAAAAAAAGGUACACCGCUAAAACCUGAACCAAACUACAAGCUUGAAUAUCAAGCCACUGAUGAUGGAUGGAUUAUACAUGAGGAUAAACAGUAUUAUUUCAGCAAAGAACAUGUCCCUAUGGAACAAGCACGGAGAAUUUGCCAGAAGAACUUUGCUGAUCUUAUUGUCAUUGAGAAUGAAAGCAAAAGACAAUUUAUAUGGAAAUAUAUUAACACAAAAGAGAGUGGAAUAUUUCACGCAGUGGAAUCAUUUUUCAUUGGCUUAGUUGUCAGCUUUGAUCAUAAGUUCAGCUGGCUGGAUAAGACCCCAGUGAACUAUGUUGCCUGGGCUCCAAAUGAACCCAAUUUUGCAAAUAAUGAUGAAAAUUGUGUGAUAAUGUCAAAAGAUUUUGGCUUUUGGAAGGAUAUAAACUGUGCUUUGAAAAAUGCCUUCAUUUGUGAAAGGCACAAUUCAGCUUACUCAGGACUUGCUCCUACUGUACUUCCACCUUUGGGAGGAUGUCCUGAAACUUGGCUUUUGUUUCAUAAUAAGUGUUAUAAAAUAUUUGGAUCCAGAGAAGAAGAGAGACUGACUUGGCAGUCUGCAAGAAGCGCUUGUAUAGAAUUAGGGGGAAAUUUGGCCUCUAUUCACAAUGAUCAAGUGCAAGCCUUCCUCACCUUGAAUCUAAAGGAUGUCUUCAGUGAAACUUGGAUUGGAUUAAAUGAUAUUAAUAAUGAGGGUAGUUAUCUGUGUACAGAUGGAAGCUCUUUUGACUAUUCACAUUGGGCAAGACAAUUCCCUUUUAGGGAUGAAUACAUUGAAGUUAACAGGAGGUAUACUACAAUACAGACUGACUGUAUUGCCAUGACGAAAAGAUCUGUAAAUGAAGCAAGGCGCUGGGAAAACACUGACUGUCAGCAUAAAAAAAGUUAUGUUUGCCAGAUGGACAGCAAGCCGGAACUCUUUCAUUCCACAACUGCUCCGGAUUUUGAUUUCGUCCAUUAUAGUAACAGCAGCUAUUUGAUCAUUCCUUCUAAAAUGAAUUGGGAAGAAGCAAGAAAAGCCUGCAAGGAGAAAUCUUCAGAUCUUGCCAGCAUUUUAGAUUAUUACAGUAAUAUAUUCCUGCUGCUGCAGGCAGUGCCAUAUGGAGGGCCCUUAUGGAUUGGGCUCAAAAGCAAUGUGGGUUAUGGAUAUUACAGAUGGACCAAUAAAAGGAAAAUUGAUUUUUCUAAUUGGCACUACAGAGAACCAAAAGAGAAAAUAGCCUGUGUCUACCUAGAUGUCCAUGGGACCUGGAAAACAGCACCUUGCAAUGAAAAACAUUUUCCUGUCUGCAAAAUGUCUGAGGGUAUACUUCCUUCUGAUCCCCCACAGGAUAUUGGAAAAUGUCCUGAAUCUGAUCACAUAGCUUGGAUUCCUUUUCGAAGCCACUGCUAUUAUUUCAAUGCCAAUGAAAUGAGCUGGGCUCAGUCUGUGACUCAAUGCAUUCAGUCAGGUGGCAUCUUGGCUUCUGUAGAAGACUUGGCUGAAUCAAACUUUCUAGCAGAACAAGCAGACUUAUACACAAGCAAGACAAGUGGCUUUUGGAUAGGAAUAUACAGAAAUGCAAAUGGGCAGCUGCUUUGGCAAGACAACAGUGCCUUUAACUUUGUCAACUGGGGUGAAGGAGAGCCCUCAGAGGAACAGCUUGAUUACUGCGUGCAACUGUCUGCCUCCUCUGGGUACUGGAUUGCCAUUCCUUGCUCUUCUGAAAAAGGGUUUAUUUGUAAGAAACCAAAGACUAUUCUUAAAGUAACUGCAAAUGUGAAAGAUGCCAAAAAAGACAAAGAACAUGGUCAGAGCACUGUUUGGAUACUUACUCUGGUCCUCAUCAUUUUAGUAGCGAUGGGCUUCAUGGCUUAUUUCUUACUCAAGAUCAAAAACCAAAGUGAGACUCAACGAGCAGUGAGGCAAUAUAGCACACUGCUAGAGCACAGCAGUGACCUACCUGGAGGGGACAAAGAUAAUGAUCCUGCCAGCAACAAAGAAAAAGAUGAACACAGCGUCAUCUAAUGUGAUUACAUAGCUAAGCUAUACGGUCAAGCUUAAAAAAUAAUUUAGCCAGAACAAAAGAAGUCAUAGUAAAUGUUACAUACACCAGCUUACAUUAUGAACUAAAGUAGCAAUUAUGCCUUUGGUAUGGAUUAAGAGCUAUUGCUCUAUGCUUUUCAAGACAUUUUCUCAGGACUAAGACUCAGAGUACUGUGUAAAAUCGCUAAUUAAACAAGCAUGACAAAUAGAAGGUCCAGUGUGAACCUGGAGUUAAAAGAUAUGGAUCAAUAACCUAGUGGUUUUUUUUGUUUGUUUGUUUUUGUUUUUUUAAGAGAUCUGUGGCACCAUCACAUACAGAACCAAGUACAGAUAUACAUUGAGUGUUCGACACCACUCAGCCCCGAAGCCUGCCUUUUGAGAGUGCAUACUGCUACUCAAAUGAAAUGGUGUUUGGAAUAACCAGAGAUUUACAUGAAUUGCUUUCCUCCAUUAUCGCACCUUAAUUGCACUCUACACAAAUAAAAUUGCCAUAAUAUUGUAACUUGCCAUAUUGUCUUUCUUGUCAUAAUAUUGUAACUAUAAAUGAAAUCUUUGUCCUUCAUUCACGGAGUUUCAGAGCUUCAAUUUAGAUUAGUCAUAUUCUUUUACAAUGGAUAUUUUGCAUCAAUUAAAUAUUACAUUAUAUCAAUAAAGGAUCUAUAUCUUACAUAAUAAUACUUCAGUGCUGUUGAAUUAGCAUGCUAAUG
Messenger RNA from Cygnus atratus (black swan), 7295 nucleotides. RefSeq names its product macrophage mannose receptor 1-like. Gene Ontology annotation, molecular function: signaling receptor activity. NCBI's taxonomy places the organism in Eukaryota, Metazoa, Chordata, Aves, Anseriformes, Anatidae. The transcript is spliced from 46 exons. Gene Ontology annotation, cellular component: plasma membrane. The record is from RefSeq and is a predicted model, not a curated record. The coding region runs from base 1 to 6570 and encodes 2189 amino acids. Gene Ontology annotation, biological process: receptor-mediated endocytosis.